This is a messenger RNA of Acanthopagrus latus (yellowfin seabream), 2784 nucleotides long. RefSeq names its product insulin-like growth factor binding protein, acid labile subunit (gene igfals). The transcript has 2 exons. Bases 102 to 1838 code for a protein of 578 amino acids. Gene Ontology annotation, molecular function: protein binding. The record is from RefSeq and is a predicted model, not a curated record. NCBI's taxonomy places the organism in Eukaryota, Metazoa, Chordata, Actinopteri, Spariformes, Sparidae. Gene Ontology annotation, cellular component: plasma membrane.
GCCAGACUCCAUUCUGCAUACAAACAUCUGCACAAGGUUCAGUCAUGCAGUAUUUCACAGCCUGUCUACCAUAAAUCAAGACCUCUCACAUUUAAGCUGGUAUGCAAACCAUUGUGUUGCUGGUGUUGUGGGUACUGGGGACAUCACUGGUGUUGCCAGACCCCGACACAGCAGGGGAGAAAUCGACUGAAGAGCCUAUUCCAUGCUCUAAGGCAUGCACCUGUUUGCAUGAUGACUACAGCUUGGAGCUCAACAUGUACUGCAGUGCUCGGAACUUCACUCAAGUCCCAUCUGACAUGCCCCCGUCUGCUCAUUCUCUCUGGCUGGAUGGCAACUUGUUCACCUCAAUCCCAGCAAUGGCUUUUAAGGAUCUUACUAACUUGGACUUCCUGAAUCUGCAGAGUGGUCAGCUGGUGACACUUGACCCUCAGGCUUUUAAAGGACUUAGGAUGCUUGCACACAUUCACCUUGAGCGAAAUCGCCUGCGGGUGUUACCAGGUACAGUCUUUCAGAAUACACCUAACCUUGCCUCACUUAGUCUGCAUAACAACCAGCUUGUUCGCAUUGAGGAAAGACUGUUUGCGGGACUCUCACACAUGUGGCUUCUCAACCUAGGGAGGAACUCAAUCGCAGUUUUACCUGAGACAGCUUUCCAUGACCUGCAAGGUCUACGAGAGCUUGUUCUUGCAGGGAACAGACUUGCCUACUUACAGCCACAGCUUUUCCAAAAUCUUGUUGAGCUCAAAGAGUUGGAUCUGACUGGAAAUCAACUCAAGGUCAUCAAAGCAAAUGUGUUUGUUAAACUCACUAAACUGCAAAAGCUUUACCUGGCACAGAAUCAGAUUGUGACAGUGGUACCCAGAGCCUUUGGAGGCAUGAAGUCGCUAAGAUGGCUGGAUCUCACUAAUAACAGACUGACUUCCCUCUUUGAUGACACAUUCUAUGGCCUGCACAGUCUUCAUGUGCUGCGUCUUUCCAACAACUCACUCACUGGAAUUAAGCCCAGGACUUUCCGUGAUCUGCCAUACUUAGAGGAGCUCCGACUCAGCUACAACAAGAUUCGAGCCCUGGGAGAAAGGAUCUUUGAAGGGCUUGGUCAUCUGGAGGUCCUAGAACUAGAGCACAACCAAGUGCAGGAGGCACAAGUGGGUAGUUUCACAGGGCUUUCUCAUGUGGCGGUCAUCAACUUGUCUGGAAGCUGCUUCCACAGUCUGCCUGACCAAGUGUUCAAAGGUCUGCCAAAGCUACACAGCCUUCAUCUGGAUAGAGGUUGCCUUACAAGGAUCACAGCCCAAGCUUUUAAUGGACUCUCUAGUCUACGCAGGCUUUUCUUGCAGCACAACAACAUCUCUGUGGUGGAACGCCAGAGCUUUGUCGACCUGGUAGGCCUACUGGGACUGGAUUUGAGUUUCAACAAGUUGGAGGUUCUCACAACCCAUACAUUCUCUGGCCUCAAGAAUUUGGAGUACUUGCUGUUGUCCAACAAUGAAUGUCGACAAUUUCUGCAGAAUGGCACAGCGCAGCUGCUCCCUAGGCUGCGCUAUCUCGACCUGAGAGCAAAUGCCUUGACAAACAUGGUCCCUGAUUUCCCAGAGACUAUGGAAAAACUUUUGCUCUCUGGGAACCGAUGGAAAUGUGACUGCAGUGCUCUCCCACUCAGAAACUACAGCUUGAGGAAUCUGUUGGUGAUACCACGGCAAGUGGAGACCCACGCGGAGGGUGAAGAGCCUGACACAACUAUCACCAUAUACAACAACAUUACAUGCACCAGCCCACCACGUCUAGCUGGUCAGGACCUGCGGGAUAUUGACAAUGAACACUUCCAAAGCUGUUCAUAAAAAAGGCGUGUUUAGCAGGUCGGUUGGUGAUGUUUAAAUGUACAUUCAUUCAUCAUCUGAUUUCAAGAUUUUAAUUGUGAUCGAUAAUUGGAGGUUUCUGUUUUCUCUCGCGGAUAAAUUGUUGUCAUCUGUAGCCAUAACAUAGAAUGUUUUAAAAAAUAUUUGAGGGAUGCUAUGAUUUUCAUCAUCUUCAUCUCUAAAAAGGCUCUAAACUACAGAUGAUACAUUGUCACCUAUCUGCAAAAAAGGGGGCAUUUGACAGAAUCCACAACAAAUGCUUUUCAAUAAUUAAGUUUAUCUUGACAUUAGAGGGCAACGUGUACGGCACAGACCUGCAUUUAACCACUCUGGGAUUUUUUACCAGAUGAGGUUGCUUGAUAUGGAGGCCAGGAGAUUAAAAAAAGAAAAAGAAAAAAAAAAAAGAAAAAAAAAAACUUGAAAUGUGAUGCAUUCAAAUUCACUAAUACAUUUUUAAAAAAUGUUGAUAUAUUUUAAAGUUUAUUGUUUGUCUAUAAAAAACCUGGACUUCCUUGCAUGACAAAUUUCUUUCUUUGACAGAACUUUCAUUGCUGUGCUUGUGAGCAUUUUGAGGCAAUAAAAAUGAGAAUAGAGGACAUAAAUUGUACUUCUGGGACCCCAUAAACUAAAGGCAAAAAUAAACAACAAUAAAAACAGAUAAUUAAAAAACUGAAAUGGUAUCAUUUUUGAGUUUAAGCUAUUAAGCUGUGAGUCACAAUUGAGUUAAUCUUUUAUGUGGCUGGGCUGGUUGAACAAAUGGUUGGCAAAAACGACAGGCAGGAUUGGAUAUCUGUACUGCUCAGACACUGAAAUGUCUUCAAGUGUGUUGUACAUGUGUGUAUCAUUUGGUGUAUCAAAAAGCCAUGUUUGUUACUUGAAAAAGAAAAUACUGUACACACAUACAGUGCAAUAAAUCUUUUAAAAUCUC